AUGACGAAUGAUGGUUUCCGUCGUCUUCCUCCACCACCAUUAUUUACAAUACGUCCACCACCUAAGCCGCCAGGAUCUUUGUUUGAAAAUUUUCAAACAAUUGAAAUUUUAAAUGGUCAAUGUGUACGACCAUCAUUAAAUAUUCUUAAUAUUUCAUCUUCUUCUUCAACAAUUCUUCAUAAACAUGAAGAAACAAAUAAUUGGUUAAAUAUUUUUCUUCUUAUUGUGGCUGUAUUUAGUGUUAUUUUGUGUAUUAUUAUUGCUAUAUUUAUUUUUAUUUGUCUUAAAAAAUUAAGAAAAGAAGAAAAGCAAUAUAAAAAUUGUAUUAUGUCUGGUUCAUUGACAUCGAGAAGUCAUCAUCGACAUCAUCAUAUUGAUGGGUGUACUAGAACAAGUGAACAUUACAAGUGUACACCUAACACAUCUAAUUGUUGUGAUGACUAUUAUUCUCAUCAAUUAAUACCAAUGAAAGGCACUUCUUCUCAUUGUAUGCUAAAAUCAAGUGAAGCUCUUCGAUGUUCAACAUUAGGAAAUAUUAUCAAUGAUGAAGAUACUCCACAAAAUCAUCAAUAUGAAUAUAUACCUGAAUACAUGUUAACAAUGAGUCGUCAUCGUCAUCCUUCAAUAGUUUGUCAUCAUUCACAUCAAUUAUAUCAUCAAACAAAUAAUACCUGUAAUUUACCCUAUACUAGUUUUUCUCGAUCAUAUCUUAUGCCUCAAGGAGUAACAACAACAACAAGUACAAGUGAAAGUAGUCAAUGCACAUGUUCAUCUCCACCUUCAACAAAAGUUGUUCAAGAAGAAUCAUCAACACCUUUACUUGCUCCAACAAUAUUCAAAGAAUCUCAUAAAGGAGAGACUUCAUCACCAAAAUCAAUGAUGAUUGGAUGGACAAGAAGAAAUUCAUCUUCAUCAACCAAACGAAAAAUAACUCAACAACAAUACAGUUUUCUAACUCAAUUACGUAAAUCGUCGUUACUAUAA
Rotaria sordida is the source of this 984-nucleotide messenger RNA. NCBI's taxonomy places the organism in Eukaryota, Metazoa, Rotifera, Eurotatoria, Philodinida, Philodinidae. The record is from the annotation of a GenBank genome assembly.